GUGCUGCGAACCCUCUAUUAGGCUCUAAAACCACGCGCCGACGCUGCCCGCGCGCGCGGUGUCAUCGAGAGGCGCCAUCCGUUCACGGCCGAGCUCCGCCGCGCAAUCGUAGGGAGAACUGAGCUGCUCCAUGGCUAGGUGUGCAAGUUGAUCUCUUGCACCAGCCAUGGGCGGUGGCGCGUCCAAGAAGAAGAAAGCAGUAGUACUGGACGACGCCGACGACGCCGCUUUGUUCGACGCGGCCUUCACGAACAAGGUGCUCAACGCGUGCUACCUCGAUACGCGCGAAAUACGACAGCGCCUCACUUCAUCUGAAGCGAAGCUGCGGUGUGACUGCGGCGCGUAUAGUGCCAGGUACGGUUCUCUAGUAUUCCGAGGGUUAUAUGCGGACGAGCCGACGAAGCCCUGCCAGGACAGGUAUGGCAUGGUGGAAACAAAUGGAGACCCGUGGUUUCUAAUCCUCGACGGCCACGGUCCGAAUGGCCACGCCUGCGCCCAGUUCUGUUUGGAGGAGCUGCCUCGAAGCUUUGAGGACGCCCAAGGUUCUGUUGAGGAGCAUCUUACGCAGGCCUCGGUAUCAACGAACCGUGCGCUCCACAAAUCAAAAGUCGAGUCGCGCGACUCGGGCACGACGUGUGUCUCGUUGCUCGUGGAUGGUGGUGUGUUGUACUGCAGCAAUGUUGGGGAUUCUAGAUGCGUCCUCGGGCGUCGAGAGAACAAUUCAAUCAAAGCCAUAGCCCUAUCAAAAGAUCAGACGCUCUACAGACAAGACGAGCGGCAACGCAUCGAAGCAAGUGGUGGAAGAGUCCUCUCAAUAGGCCAGAUCGAAGGUAGUGUACCGAUGGACCAUAUCUGGAAAUGCGACCUCGGCAGUGAAAUCGAUUCAGACGGCGACCCGCCCAGGCUGUGGCGCAAGGACGCGUACGAGCCCGGCACGGCGUUCUCGCGUUCUUUAGGUGAUUUUACAGCUCAAGAGCUCGGGUGUUCGUCCACGCCGGAAGUCCAACAGCACGUCAUCGAUGCUUCAGAUGUCUGUUGCGUGCUCGCGACCGACGGGGUGUGGGAAUUUCUGACAAGUCAGGAAGUUAUUGAUAUUUGUGUGUCCUGCAAGACCCCGAAGGAAGCCUGCUACAAGAUCGUGGCCGAGUCCUAUCGACGGUGGUACGAGCGGGAGGAACGGAUUGAUGAUAUCGCUUGUUGCGUGUUGUAUUUCGACGGUGCUUCCGUUGCGUCUCCUCCUCCGUCGUUGCGGGAGCCGGGCGCCGCGCCGCCGCCGCGGCUCCGGCGCCGCGGCUCGAUCGUAGCCCCCGCCGCCGCCGCGCCCCCGCCUUAGACCGUCGCGCCGACCCUGUGGCCCCGAUAAGCUAUGUUCGUCCGUG
Pelagomonas calceolata is the source of this 1379-nucleotide messenger RNA. The record is from the annotation of a GenBank genome assembly. NCBI's taxonomy places the organism in Eukaryota, Pelagophyceae, Pelagomonadales, Pelagomonadaceae.